Messenger RNA from Fonsecaea erecta, 1485 nucleotides. RefSeq lists its product as hypothetical. Gene Ontology annotation, molecular function: carbohydrate:proton symporter activity. Bases 1 to 1485 code for a protein of 494 amino acids. Gene Ontology annotation, biological process: transmembrane transport; carbohydrate transport. The record is from RefSeq and is a predicted model, not a curated record. Gene Ontology annotation, cellular component: membrane. The transcript is spliced from 4 exons. NCBI's taxonomy places the organism in Eukaryota, Fungi, Ascomycota, Eurotiomycetes, Chaetothyriales, Herpotrichiellaceae.
AUGGCAAAUUGCCAAUAUGGCUUUGAUACUGCCGCCGUCGCCGGUUUCCAGGCCAUGAUUGGAUUCCUCGAAGUUUUUGGCUACAAAGACCCCAAGGUCAAGUCGGGAUGGAACAUCAACACCAAGCCUCAGCAGCUGAUUUCAAGCUUCCUUAACGUCGGUACUAUUGUCGCGGUGCUUCUUGGUGGUCCCUUCUCCCAUCGGUUCGGUCGCAAACCGGCAAUAUGGGUCGCGGCCGUCGUAUCGAUGGUAGCAUGCGGCGUCCAGGUCGGAGUCAACAGUCUUGCAGGUCUAUACGCCGGAAGGAUUCUCCUUGGAUUGGGAAACGGGUUUUUCAUACUCUACAGCAACACCUAUACCGUCGAGGUGGCACCUCCACAGCAUCGAGCAUUCCUGGCGUCGUUCUUCGGAUUUUGGGUGAAUCUCGGCAGUAUUCUCGGGGCCGUUGCCGACAACUAUAGCAAGAACUUGCAUAGUAGAUUGGCGUAUCGGAUCCCACUGGCUUCAUUAUUCGCCAUCCCAUUUUUGCUCAGCAUCUUCAUGUUCUUUGUACCGGAGUCGCCUCGGUGGCUCCUUUUGCACAACAGGCCAGAAGAAGCGCGCAAAGCAUUGGAGAGUCUCAGAGGGAAAUCACUCAAAGUUGAGCUCUUGAACGAAGAGUUCAUCGAGAUGCAAAGAGGUAUUGACCAAGAAAAGGAGCUGGCAUCAGCAACAUCGGCCUUAGACAUGUUCAAGGGCACCGAUCGCCGACGGACUAUCCUGGCAGCAGGAGCCAUCGUAUCGCAUGCAGCGUCAGGAGUCUGGUUCACCAUUUCGUACAGCACGUUCUUCUACCAAAUGGCCGGCAUUGACAAGCCAUUCCAAGCGACCAUUCUGCAGAAUUGCCUCGGAUUGAUUGGUGCAAUGUGCGGCAUGUUUCUCAUGCACAAAGUGUUUGGCCGCCGCACCAUGCUUUUGAUUGGAGCUUCCGGAUGCUGCAUUUGUAUGUUGGUCAUUGGCUUAUUGAGCCUUGCUGGACAUUCGAAGAGUGCUGGUCAAGCCCUAGUGGGCUUUGCAUUGAUGUUCAGCUUCUUCUACAACGGCUUCACCGGCACGAUUACCUGGCCGAUCGCGGGAGAGCUCGUCAGUUCACGUCUGCGAAUUUUCAGCGUCGGCCUGGGCACUGGAAUCAACUAUUUCUUCAACUGGCUGAUCUCGUACUGCACACCAUAUUUCCUGAAUGCAAACAAUCUCAACUGGGGCGCCAAGUACGGGUAUAUCUGGGCCGGAUCAAACGCGAUUGCAUUUGCCUUUUUCUUUUUCCUAAUCCCGGAGACAAAAGGACGCUCCUUAGAAGAAAUUGACGAGAUGUUCGUCAACAAGGUCCCACGCGGUCAAUUCAAGACAUAUCAAUGCGUCUCGUCAGAAAGGGCGCGCGAGAUCGCGGGGAAGGAGCUCGAUCAAGUCACCAAGAGUGGUAUUACCGUUCAUGCCGAGAAGGUCUGA